AUGGCAUCGACCGACAGUCUCUCGACAGGCGAAGUACGCCACCAACUGCCCUUCCCCUUCUCGAACCAGGACGACUCGACACCAGCUCCGCUUCUACUUACCCAAGGCGCUGAAGCCCUGGUGUACCGCACCACCUUUCUCACGUCUUCAACUGCCUGCGCAUUAAAAUACCGACCGGCGAAGCCAUGGAGACACCGUACUCUGGACAUGAGAUUGACCCGUCAACGUAUCCUUGCUGAGGCUAGAGUACUGACUCGCUGUCGUCGCGAAGGUGUUGCUGUACCCGCCGUCUUGGGACUUGACUGGGAGCGUGGAUGGCUGGCACAAGAGUGGAUCUAUGGAAACACGGUCCGCAGAGUCUUGGAUUGGGUACACAGAGAGAGCGGCUUGCCCAGCAACGAGAAAGAGCAACAGGUACACGACCUGUUGCGAAGAAUCGGCAAUGCCCUCGGUCGUCUCCAUGAAAGAGGGCUGGUCCAUGGCGACUUGACAACCAGCAACCUGAUGCUGCGACCCGCCGAGAGCGACAUCAGUGACGAGGAUAGGCAAGUCGGAAAAGCCGUUCGCAUCGCCAAUACCAACGGAGAAGUCGUCCUUAUCGACUUCGGUCUCGCACAGCAGACAGUACAAGAGGAGGACAAGGCCGUCGAUCUAUACGUCCUCGAACGAGCUUUCGCUUCGACACAUCCCGAGGUGGAGCAAGACUUUGGCCAUCUGCUGCAAGCCUAUGGCGAGAGCUACAAGGGUGCCAAGACGGUGCUCAAGAGACUGGAAGAUGUGCGCAUGAGAGGCAGAAAGAAGAGCAUGUUGGGUUGA
Aureobasidium vineae is the source of this 816-nucleotide messenger RNA. Lineage: Eukaryota; Fungi; Ascomycota; Dothideomycetes; Dothideales; Saccotheciaceae. The record is from the annotation of a GenBank genome assembly.